Aplosporella prunicola CBS 121167 is the source of this 1110-nucleotide messenger RNA. RefSeq lists its product as uncharacterized. Bases 1 to 897 code for a protein of 298 amino acids. The record is from RefSeq and is a predicted model, not a curated record. Lineage: Eukaryota; Fungi; Ascomycota; Dothideomycetes; Botryosphaeriales; Aplosporellaceae. The transcript is spliced from 2 exons.
AUGGACGCAACUAUGCAAGCGGAGACCUCUCCACUACUCCGACUGCCUACGGAGCUUCGUCUAAUUAUCUACGAACACCUUCUACUUCCUUUUGUUUCAACCAAUGCCGCCGGCGAGAUCAACACGCCUAAACGCGGCCCUAGAAUUACGGCGUCGGAGUACCAUGAGUAUGAGAUGGGUAGCAAUAGCAACGCCUUCGCCUCGGGUCCACGCACCCUGCGAAUCCGCACCAUGGACCCAACCUCAUUACCCCCUACCAGGCGGACAAAAUACCACAUCCGGAGCGACCGUUUCCGAACCCGCACGACGAUGACAACGUACGCUCUGCAACAAAAUCCAGGCCUCCACACGGCCAUACUGCAGACUUGUCGUCAGUGCCACGCUGAGGCAGCCGAGCUGCUAUAUUCAUCUUACACCUUUGACUUCGACACUCACGUCGAAGCCGUGAUACCUUUCCUGGCGGACCUGACUCCCAUAGCACGCGCCAGCAUCUCCAGCGUGGCGCUCAUCAAACGCGCACUGCCGUACGUCAAGGAGUUUGACCGCGCAGAGUGGCAUUCGGCAUGCGAGUACAUGGCGACAGAGCUCACCAUCCCCACACUGCGGCUAAGCCUGGGCGUCGUGGCGGGGAAACCCGGACCCAACGGGUGGGUCGACGUGCCCGAGCUGACGGUCGACCAUUUCCGGCUCGUGCAGCCGCGCUCGGCUAUUGCGGGCGUCGAGUUCGAGUGGGCAGAGCAGCUCAUGUGGAUGCGUGGCUUGAGGGCCAUGCAUGUCAGAGCUAUCAUCGAGCAUUGCCCGCCGCCCGAGAGCGAGACGAUGGCGUUCUGGGUGAGCUUUUCGAAGAGCAUCGAGGGCGCUUUUAGCGAUUGGAUCAGGGGCAUUAUGCUUGCAUAGGCUCUAUUGUUGGUGUUUUGUCGCGGCGUCGGUACGGUUUGGAUUGAAUCAACCCUUUUCCAAGUUUACUAUUCGGUUGCCUCUUUUAUGGACCAUAGACACGGGAUUCGAGAGGAAAAUGGGGGCGUUGUUAGCAACGGGCAAUUUGGUUAUGAGAUUCUUGUUGAAAGCUGUGUUAAAGAUACGUCUUUACCUAUGCAGUUUAGCCCGUAA